Molecule: messenger RNA, 1131 nt
Organism: Colletotrichum chrysophilum
Lineage: Eukaryota; Fungi; Ascomycota; Sordariomycetes; Glomerellales; Glomerellaceae
Exons: 2
Coding region: 1-1131 (376 amino acids)
Source: RefSeq, a predicted model, not a curated record
AUGGCGAUCAUGGACGAGGACGGGUGCACCAACCAUGACCCGCCAUCACCAAUUUCAGGGGAACUUGUCAGCUUCGACCCAAAUGGCGACCUUUAUUUGCACGUUGGCGCGGGUGUCGAAGAAAAGACAAAGACUUACUUUGUGUGCUCGAAAGCGCUCGCCCGCGCGUCAACAGUGUUCAGAAAGAUGCUCUAUGGGGGCUUCGCUGAAUCAGGGCACUCGGAUGUCGACCACGGAUGGACGGUGGACUUACCUGAGGACCGGCAGCAGCCCAUGGAGAUGAUGCUGAAUAUCGUUCACGGCGCUUUUGACAAAGUGCCUGAGAAGAUCGAGCUCACAGAGUUGUACACAUUUCUUGUUGUCACGGAGAAAUACGACGCGACUAAUAUCACGCGACCUUGGGCGAAGGGCUGGAUGGAGGGCGUAAAGACGAGCAUGCAAAACCCAUUAUUGCUUGGGGUGGCGUAUGAGUUGGGAGAUUACCAAACAUUCAACGCCAUGGCUAUGAAGAUUGCGACUGAAUGCCAUUUGGAUCAUGAGGAGGACUUGGUGUUUGGGUUUGCGGGGGAGAACAGGGAGAGUUACACAUACAAACUCAAGAAUUUGGACUGCUUAAUACCGGACGGGUUGCUUGACGACGCCGCAUCAAUACGAAAGACUCUGCUCAUCGCCAUGCUGGAUCCGUAUCUCAACCUCUACGCCGCUCUGAAGGGUGGCGACCGAUGCAUGUCCUCGCCAGGAGAUCCAUCCGGCGGAAAGAGAUGCGACAGCUUACUCUUGGGGUCUCUCAUCAGAUCCUUCGCCACGCAGAAUCUGGACCUCACGGCGAAUGAUCCCGUCAAGGCAUACCGCGGGAGUGCGUCCCACCUUCAGUCGGUGAUGCUGAAGCUGGAGCUGUACACAAUCCACUCAGGCUACGCUCACCCGACCACUUCCUCAUUCAGCUUUGGUCAGACGGCGCCUUCCCGAUUCGGAUUCAGCAUGAGCGCAUGCGAGCACGUCCUGCAGUCUGGGCUGCGGGAAGGAGUUGAGAGGUCGUUGAUGCUGAGGGGGAACAUGUCAUUUGCGCAGCCUAAGCAUAAGGAGUAUUUGACGAAACAGGCAAGUAAGACGGGCCUGCCAAAGUCAUGA